Messenger RNA from Malus domestica (apple), 910 nucleotides. RefSeq lists its product as uncharacterized. The record is from RefSeq and is a predicted model, not a curated record. Lineage: Eukaryota; Viridiplantae; Streptophyta; Magnoliopsida; Rosales; Rosaceae.
AAACUAAAUUACUCACGCCAACGCGCCUAGCAUAUAUAUAUGGAGGAUAGGCGUACAUAAACUUAAUUUGCUGAAAUUCAAGCACAUAAACUUAAAUCCUUGAAUACUUGUCUCUCUCUCUCCUUUGGUUUGCGAGAUCAUCAGGAAAGAGAGUGAGAGAGAGAAAGAGAGAGAGAGAGAGAGAGAGAGAACAUGGCUGCCUUGAAUUGGCUUCUUAAUUCAGCAUGCCACGUUCUAUUACACCCAAUCAAGGACUCUAAUAUGGCGGGAAAUCCAGGUAAUCUUGAUGGAGGUGAUCACGGUGCGACUGCGAUGGGGAUGAGGAAGAAGGUGGUUUCUAAUUGUUCAUCAGGGUUUCAGAUGCCUCUUCAUUACCCUCGCUACACAAAGGUGGACUACGGGAAGAUGGAGGAGUGGAAGAUUGACCUGCUUCUCCGUCAAUACGGGCUUGGUUUUGAGGGCAACCUUUAUCAGAAGAGGGAUUAUGCAAUGGGAGCUUUCUUGUGGCCUGAUCAAUGUUGAUGACCUCAAUAAUCAUCUCUCUAGCUAGCUAGAUAGCUUGCUAGUUGGACACGUCACACAUCGUAAGGGAUCAUAAUUGGUUUAUUUAACUAUAUGUGAUGUGAUGUGAGACGUGAGCGCAUGCAUGGCGUUUUAUUAUAGGGUUCCAUUCUCUGUAUAAAAUAAGCAUAAAGAGCCUAGUCAUCAUGUGAGAGUCUAUCUAUAUGUAAUGUUGAUGCAUUAUUUUAUGCGCUUCGGUGUGUGUAUAUGCAAUUUGGUGGUAUCUUGCACGUAGUUAAUUACAUUAUGUAUGGAUGCAAUCUAGUGAUAUACUAAUUUAUGUAUGUAAUAUGGUAAUUCCCCUACUAAUUGAAACAUUUAAGGUGGCUUUAGCUUAUAUGGUAAUCAA